Messenger RNA from Zasmidium cellare ATCC 36951, 1221 nucleotides. RefSeq lists its product as uncharacterized. Lineage: Eukaryota; Fungi; Ascomycota; Dothideomycetes; Mycosphaerellales; Mycosphaerellaceae. The transcript has a single exon. Bases 1 to 1221 code for a protein of 406 amino acids. The record is from RefSeq and is a predicted model, not a curated record.
AUGGCUACGCGGAGACUGAGACCUGAGGAUUGGAAUCCGGCCUUUCAGACCAGGAUAUCGACGAGAGUUGCGCACGAGCCGAGGGAUGAGUUUGCGAGGAUCUCGAAGAACUCGGACAGAGCGUUGCGACCCAAGCCAUUGAACAUCCCUCCAAGACAGCUGCAGUCUCCGCCAGAUCUCAAGGCGCCGCCGCCAUCGAGGAAACAAAGCUCGGAAUAUGGGGAUGUACUACGAGAUCCUGAGAUCGUCGACGUUGCUCCGUCUGGAACAUGGCCGCAGAGAGAGUCGCCAGCGCAUCGGCAACAGCGAAAGCAGUCUCCCAGCAUAACGUCCCAGUACAGCACGAGGCAAUCUGAAAUCUCGUUGGGGAUCUUGGACUACUAUAUGCGUGAUCGAACUCCAUCGCUGCAUAGUCCGACACUACCACCACCUACACCAAAGGUCGACCCAGCAAUUGAGAAGUUCGACUUCGGACUACCACCAACUCCCACACCAUCAGCUGCCACGCCUGAACUAUCUGCAGCAGACACAAAACCAGGCGCAGAAAGGAGAGACCAGCCCCUGAUCCCACUAUCCCCACCUACCAUCAACCGACCCCCACCGCCACCAAAAGGCUACUCGCUCUUCCCAGUGAUCAAACAAGUAACACCCCCGCCACGCCAACCGAUCCUCGUAGAAGAAACAAUCAACCUACAAGCAAUCACCCCAACAACCCACCACCCACCCCCCGACCCCUCCUACCGCCAGCGAAAGGAAUCCAUCUCCACCACCACAGCAGGCCGCACCCGCACCGACAGCCACCCCAAACGCACGCCGCUCCGCAUCUUCUCCUCAGACUCCACUAGCAGCACCGCGACACCACGCUCCCGUCGCCAGAUCUCCACCUCCUCCUCGACCAUGCAGCACGCCAGGACCUCGUCGCCGCCGAGCGCGAGUCGCUGGUCCGACGACACGAUUGCUUCGCCGCCGAGUACCGCGGGCCUGCGGACGAGUUUCGGGAGUUUGUUGCGGAGGGAGAGUACGGCGCAGCAGGGGUAUAGCUACUACCCGGAUUGUUUCUUUGAGGAUGAUGACGAUGAGGCGGAGCCGUUGAGGAGGAGGAGGUGGAGGAGGAGUCCGGGGGCGACGACGAGUUCGGGGGAGAGUGCGUCGUAUGGGGCGGGGAGGAGGGGGCAAACGCCGCUUUGGAGGAGGGUGCUUUUGUGUGGGUGUGGUGGGUGA